CUGCGCUGUGGGACUGGGACAUUCGCCUCUGCUGCUCGGAGUGGUCCAGAAACGGGACGUGCAAGGCUACAGAGCGGCUAUUCGGUAGAGCCAAGGAAGAACGCUACACAGCCACACCUGCAAUAGCCCGCUGCUCUCACAAGAGACGCUUGUUUGACCAGCAGCAAUAAGAAGAAGCAACUUCGAGAUUUUUUUUCUUCUCAUGUGUUCAUUUCUUGUUGCUUAGCUAGUUACGUGGUUCCUCCCAGGUCGCGCCGAGCUGCGAGGUGCAAUCAUUCGCAACUGGACGGUGUCAAAAUCACCUCGUCGCACAGCUGGAAAAGUUAUACGUGAGCAGACCCCGGGUGUAGUGACAGAAGAUGCUUCCUGUGCUGAUCUGUGCCCUGGUCUCUCUGAGCUUGGCCGACAACUUUGACACGGCAUACCCUGAACUGGAGCACUACAGAACCAUCUAUGUACAAGAGAAUGGCCCUCAGCUCUCUGUGGUGACGGAGCAGUCCAAGGUGGUGUCGAGGCGGGGGGGUAAUGCCACCCUGCCCUGUAAGUUCCACAGGGAUGCGUCACUGCCGGCCAACCCCAAACUGAGGAUCAAAUGGACUAAGCUGACCUCAGACUACCUCAAAGAGGUGGAUGUCUUCGUUGCCAUGGGUUUCCACAAGCGGAGCUACGGACGUUUCCAUGGACGCGUCUACCUACAGGACUCGGCCCCCACGGAUGCGUCGUUGGUCAUCACAGAACUCACACUGGAGGAUUAUGGGAGAUAUAAGUGUGAGGUCAUCGACGGGUUGGAAGAUGGAACAGGCGUGGUGUCCCUGGACCUGCAAGGUAUCGUCUACCCAUACUUCCCUCGGCUGGGUCGUUACAACCUGAACUUCUUUGAUGCCGAGCGGGCGUGUCGCGAGCAGGACUCCAUCGUGGCGUCGUUUGACCAGCUGUACGAGGCGUGGCGUGGGGGUUUGGACUGGUGCAACGCUGGGUGGCUGAGUGACGGAUCCGUCCAGUACCCCAUCACCACCCCCAGGGAACCCUGUGGCGGCAAGAACACUGUCCCCGGGGUACGCAACUACGGCCUCAGAGACAAGGAGAAGAACAGAUACGACGUGUUCUGUUUCACCUCCAACUACAAAGGGCGGUUCUACUACCUGAUCCACCCCUCCAAGCUCACAUAUGACGAGGCUGUGCGUGCGUGUCAGAAGGACGGCGCUCAGAUCGCCAAGGUGGGCCAGAUGUACGCCGCCUGGAAGCUAUUGGGCUACGACCGCUGUGACGCCGGCUGGUUGGCUGACGGGAGCGUCCGUUACCCCAUCACCCGCCCCCGUAGGCGCUGCAGCCCAACGGAAGCUGCCGUGAGGUUCAACGGCUACCCUGACAAGAAACACAAGCUGUACGGAGUCUACUGCUUCAAGGGCCACAACUAAGAAGCCCAAUACGCUUACACACACACUCACACACACUAGAGAAGUUAAUACAUUUACAGAGAGUAGGAUGGAGAGGGAGAUGAGAAGAGGAGUUAAGAGAGAGGGAGGUAAUAUAGGGGAAGUUACUGAUAUAAAACAUUUUAAAUAAAACAUUCAAACUGUGAUAUUUUCUUUUUAGAUACAGUAAAACGAGAGGUGUGAGAGUCAUUUUAAACACACCAUGUUAUUUUGUAAUCUGGGACCUGAUAGUGUAUGGGGGAUAUGUUAUUUAAUCUGUUAUUUUUACGUAGGGACAGAAAGGGGGGAUGGAUUUUGGGAAAGGGUUGGUGGGAGGGAGGGAAUGAUGGUGGAGAAACAGAUGAUGUCACAUUGUCCCAAAGUGACAUUGUAAGUGGACGAGGCAUACCAUAGCUUGAAGGAAGUCCUUGGACUGAGAACAACCCAGUAAAGUUGUUCAUAUUCACACAAACACAAAAAGCAAAGAUAGCGUAGCUCAAGCUAUUAUUAUUACGUUAUAGAAUGCAACUACAGCACAAUGAAGAUCCAGUCUGCUGUCCAUCUUUGCAGGGUGCUACAACAGUGUCAUGUACUUCACCAUCAUUUUGACUCGUUUAUUUAAUAAUGUGUGUGGACCAGACAUCAUUUCUCAUCAUAGAAGUUGAUAAAAAAAAAGGAGAAGCCAACCAUUAGCAUUGUUUAGUUUCUUUUUUACUAUGAAUAUGUAGAAUGUGAGUAUCUAGAAUUGUAUUUCUGUUUAUGGAUGUAUUUUGAUAUAGAACUAUUGUUUUAUUUUCUGCGCUACGCUAUCCCAGAGUUCUGUACUGUCACAGGGCUCAAGUGUCGAAACGAACCCCAGAAACAUACAAACGAGGAAACCAAAAUACAAACGUUGCACUGGACACUGUUUAUGUCAGAAGACUUACGGUGGCCUAGAAGGGACAAGGUAAACCGCAUUUAGUCCUCAGCAGCAACACAAAAUGCCUGGCAAUAGUUGUCUUACUGAGUAGUACUGUGACACGCAGACCUGCAGUAUAAAAUGUAUGUUAAACACUAGUUGCUGUGCCUCUAUGUACACCUUAGCCUCUAGUUUAGAAACACAAGGCAUGCCGCUGAGCUUUUAUACACAGCAGAAAGCCAAAAGCAACACUUGCAGUGUAAAUCCCAAUUUUUUCAAAAUAUUUUUUGGGUGUGCUAUUUUUGACACAAAUAGUUUCUUAUAGUGAAUGAGUAGACCCAGUGAUAUCUGUGAAACUGGUUGUUUGAGCACUGACAAGCUGUUAGCUAGCUAACGAUGCCAUGUUAGUCUGCAUGGCUAAGCUAAGCCUCAGGCCAACAGCUCAGGCAUAUCUAUUUAUCUGCAUGAACACAGAGCCUGCGAUACCCUCGCUCACCACUAGCAGUGCAGCCCACUCUAGACUAGCCCAGUGAAUUGGCCAGAUAAUCAUCCUAUUUAAAAACACCAUUGGUUCCUGCAGGUACAGUAAGAGACUCCCAUGUAAGAACAACACAAGGGCUGACGUACACUAGCACAAGAGCUUACUGCAACACUAGCUGGCUCCAAGAGAAUGUUAGGUCAUUCCUUGAGUGUUAGGUUAGCUAUACUUGGCUCAACCUUACAUAGUUAGCUUAUUGUUGAGUUAGCAAGACUUGGCUCUACCGUGUCCUAUCACAACUGUACUCAGAGGUGAGUACAGGAACGCCAGUGGAAGGAGCAAAAAACAUGGACCGUUAUCACAAAGAACAGCUGGACAGACACAUAUAUUUAUAUUGAAAUUAGCCUCAGAAACUAUGUUAGUACAAAAAAUAUGUACACUACCGUUCCAAAAUUUGGGGUCACUUAGAAAUGUCCUUGUUUUUGAAAGAAAAGCACAUUUUUUUACCAUUAAAAUAACAGCAUCCCGGAGUCGCCUCUUCACUGUUGAAGUUGAGACUGGUGUUUUGUGGGUGCUAUUUAAUGAAGCUACCAGUUGAGGACUUGUGAGGCGUCUGUUUCUCAUACUAGACACUCUAAUGUACAUGUCCUCUUGCUCAGUUGUGCACUGGGGCCUCCCACUCCUCUUUCUAUUCUGGUUAGAGGCAGUUUGCACUGUACUCUGAAGGGAGUAAUACACAGCGUUGUACGAGAUCUUCAGUUUCUUGGCAAUUUCUUGCAUGGAAUAGCCUUCAUUUCUCAGAACAAUAAUAGACUGAUGAGUUUCAGAAGAAAGUUAUUUGUUUCUUGCCAUUUUGAGCCUGUAAUCGAACCCACAAAUGCUGAUGCCCCAGUUGCGCAACUAGUCUAAAGGAGGCCAGUUUUAUAGCUUCUUUAAUCAGAACAACAGUUUUCAGCGGUGCUAACAUAAUUGCAAAAGGGUUUUCUAAGGAUCCAUUAGCCUUUUAAAAUGAUAAACUUGGAUUAGCUAACACAAUGUGCCAUUGGAACACAGGAGUGAUGGUUGCUGAUAAUUGGCCUUUGUACGCCUAUGUAGAUAUUCCAUAAAAAAUCAGCCAUUUCCAGUUACAAUAGUCAUUUACAACAUUAACAAUGUCUACACUGUAUUUCUGAUCAAUUUGAUGUUAUUUUAAUGGACAAAACAUUUGCUUUUCUUUCAAAAACAAGGACAUUUCUAAGUGACCCCAAACUUUUGAACGGUGGUGUAUAUAUUACUUGUUUCCCCUGUCAGCAAAGCACAGUGAUUAACACUUUUUAAACAGGAAUCAUGAGCCACAACAAUGAUUAUGAUAAACACAAGAGAGCUUCUGUCAGAGAACAUUACAAAUCUGUCAGAAAGCAUCACCAAUGCUUUUCUUCAACUGUAGUAACAUACUCAUUGUCAACCUUUACUAACAAAACCUUUUUGGCAGCUUCAAGAACUGCCCAUUACUUAUUUUAAGAAUGAACUAUGUCAUGUAUCAAUUCAUUCAAAAGGUUAAGAAAAAACUACAACCAGGCAAUCAUUUUUAUCCCUACACUGUUUUGUGUACGUACAACAUUACUCAGUUGCAGUACUGUUUGUAACUAUGUUAAGAACUUUUUGGACCCAAAGUCAAAAAGAAAAUAAAACAAUUCAAAUAAA
Messenger RNA from Salvelinus fontinalis (brook trout), 4474 nucleotides. RefSeq names its product hyaluronan and proteoglycan link protein 1b (gene hapln1b). The coding region runs from base 360 to 1418 and encodes 352 amino acids. The transcript is spliced from 6 exons. Gene Ontology annotation, molecular function: hyaluronic acid binding. The record is from RefSeq and is a predicted model, not a curated record. Gene Ontology annotation, biological process: cell adhesion. Lineage: Eukaryota; Metazoa; Chordata; Actinopteri; Salmoniformes; Salmonidae.